AUCGACUUUUAGUUCUCAAGGAGGAGUCAUCGUUAUCGUCUUGAUAUUCUUCUGACCCCUCAGAUGAGGCUCUUUGGUACGGGUUUGCCGUCCGUCACCUACCCAAGUACUUGGACUAAGUCAAGCCCAAGCUUCCGAGUUUCUGCUAUCUAGUUUCCUACUUUCUAUUUAAUCAUUGCCACUCUACCGUGCGCUUUGACAACCCAUUUUCACCUACCAUCUGCUGGUGAACGACCGAGCGAGUCUAACCACAAGUUUCUUUAUCAUUAUUUUUACUCCUCGUCGUUCACCUUCAGAAGCUUUACAUUCACCUACGAUAACAACAAAAAGUACAUCGUGGUUUAUCAAACCACCCUUAUUCACACCCUUAUUAUCGCUCUUCCCCUACCACCAUCAUCAUGGCAUCUAUGGGGAUCUGCGAGUUCGGGUUCCAGUUUUACAGCUGCGACAACGGCUUCAAGGGCUGCUGCCGCGUCAACGCGUGCGGUCCAGACCAAUGUCCCGAGGGGCAGCGAACGACAACUUCGUACCCAGUCCCAUAUAUCGACUCGUCGACCAAGGCGAACACCGUCACGCCUUCGGCGACCACCAUCUUCACUAAUACGGAAGGCGGCAGUAACGGUUCCAGCACACGGUCGACAGCCACUACAGAAAACACCUCAGAGUCGACCACGGCAACAAUACCGCAGACCUCGUCACCAUCAUCGUCUUCCUCACCAUCCGCUUCGACUUCAACUCCUUCACCCUCUACACCCUACACAACUCCUGCGCCGCCCACCGUCUGGGUCCCAAUCCCAACGAGCGCACCUCAACCCAGCGCCAGCAACAGCAGCGGAGAGCACCCGCGCCUCAGCGCGACGGCAAUCGCCGGCAUAAGCGUAGGCGGCACCAUGGCCGUCGCCCUGCUCGCCCUCAUCGGCUUCCUGCUGAUCCGGCGCCACCGCAUCGCGCGGCGCAACGCGCGGGCGCCCGCAGCGAACCCGUUCGCGUUCUCUUCCAGGGACGCCGAGGGGUUCAUGGCCGACCACCCCAUGUGGCGCGAGGGGGACGAUGACAAGGUCCAGGACGGCUUGGCUAAGGGAGCGGCUAGGGAGACCGGGGAAGUUAAGGUGAACGAAUUGGAGGCUAGGAAGAAUACUGGCUUGAGGGGGCUGUAUGAGUUGCCCUAGCUAGGGAGGGGAUGAGGAAGAGACGGGAGUAGGGGGGGAAGGUAGAGCGGGGGGUUGGUCGGACGCUCGUUCUUGAGGGCUGUGGGACCGGCGGUGGUGGAUGAACAGGAGAAGACUGCAAAUGAGG
Messenger RNA from Annulohypoxylon truncatum, 1296 nucleotides. RefSeq lists its product as uncharacterized. Bases 399 to 1169 code for a protein of 256 amino acids. The transcript has a single exon. NCBI's taxonomy places the organism in Eukaryota, Fungi, Ascomycota, Sordariomycetes, Xylariales, Hypoxylaceae. The record is from RefSeq and is a predicted model, not a curated record.